Messenger RNA from Myxocyprinus asiaticus (Chinese sucker), 3549 nucleotides. RefSeq names its product THAP domain-containing protein. Lineage: Eukaryota; Metazoa; Chordata; Actinopteri; Cypriniformes; Catostomidae. The record is from RefSeq and is a predicted model, not a curated record. The coding region runs from base 883 to 1665 and encodes 260 amino acids. Gene Ontology annotation, molecular function: sequence-specific DNA binding. The transcript is spliced from 3 exons.
UUGGGGGAGUGAUGAAGCGGGUUUCGCCCAGGACACCAUAUAAGCUAGAACUGCUACUGCUUUCCACACCCUCAGUAUUAGCAGAUUUCAGCACAAUGUGUGGACUUUUCAGACGACCCCUUACCCACCAUAUAAAACAUUUCCAACUUAUAUCAAUGUUAAAUUAACAAUCUGGAAUGAUUUUGCCGUGACGCCAUCUGACCAGCUUACGGGACAAAUCAUGUCCCAUAUCGAUUCGAUGCAGUACGGGAUGCAUCAUUUACGAUCCCGUAUGAGCCAAGUGUGGAUGGAGAAAAUCGUGAGUUUAUCGGGAGGAAUUGUAAAUGUUAAUGUUAGCGUUUGUCUGCCGCAAGCCCACGGAUGCAUUGCAAGAGAUGUGAAGAAUGUGAGCUGCUCUAUGAAGGUGGUGUAUUUGGACACAAGCAGGAAGGAGAAAUGCAUUCUACCAUAAUAAUUGCGAUUGCGAGCCUGCAAAGACGCAAAUUAUACGUCAUCACAAGUGGUUCACUUCUGCGAUUUGGUACGACUGCGUUCAAAUCAGCAGCGAACCGUAGGCUACCAGAGUUCAAAUGAACCGUAACCCUGACCACCUUUUUUAAGUGGACUUGGUGCGGUUCCCGUGCGCGCACCCGAGUUCGGAAAACAGCGUUCACUUUAUCCAAACGAACCGAACUUUGACAUCAUUCGACCCCGGUGCGCACCAUAAGUGCUAGUGUGAAAGCACCCUAUCAGGUAAAUCUUUUCCCCGCCACAAGCAAUGCACCAGACUCCAGCCCAAUAGGCGGCGGAAAUUCACCAUAAACUGGCUUGGAAACCAGUUAUAACCAUAGAAGAAGACCCAGAAGUUCGGUUGUCCAGGAUAACAGCAGUAAUGUUUACCUGAUGUGUGUUUUAAAAGUGAAUAUGCCUUCGUGUUCAGCUUACAAAUGCACUAAUCGCUACUCACGAGGCUCCAGUGUCAAGUUUCAUCGAUUCCCUUUAGGUGAUAGCAGUAGGCUUCAGCGCUGGCUGGUGAACCUCCGAUGGGACAACUGGAAGCCAACUCCAUUUUCCCGUAUAUGUUCCCUGCACUUUGAAGAGAACUGUUUCUUCACAAACGGGCAAGGCCAAGUGCGCCUCACUAAAACUGCUGUGCCCACCAUCUUUUCAUUCCCUGAGCAUUUGCAGAAGAAGGUACGAUGCACCAGGUUAAGACAGACGAGUUUGGAAAGGACUCCACCAGUUAGCAAAGAAGCAAGAGGACACAAUGAUCCACUUCAUGGAUUUAGUUUAGAUCAUACAUAUAGCCUCACCGAGGAUGCUAGUUUGACUGACUCCAACGGCAAAAAAGAUUGCAGUGAAACUGCGGAGUUUGAUAAAGAGGAAGUUGUUUUGGAGCCUGACAUGGCUGAAGGGAGCAGAACCUCUGAGAUUUACCCCAGCGAACAAUGUGGCGUUUCAGUUAGCCGCAAACCUUCAGUUUGUUCUUACACGAAUCAUACCUGCACGGUGGAUGAAUCGCCAGAGACCCUGAAGCGCAUUCUGGCCUUGACCCAGGAGAAGCUUAAAGCUUGCAGGAAACGGUUGAAAAUGCGUGGUGCCCAGAUUAGACGGUUAAAGAAAAAAGUGUCUUUACUGUCCUCUAACCGGCACUCCAGAAGCGAAAGAGAAAUGCUUUUCAGCUGAAAGGUUCUGGAUUGUGGACUUCAGUCUAAUCCAACAUACAGAGCCAAGAGAUGUUCAAAACCUUUGGCUUGAACCUUCAAGCCAGCCCGUUUUAUCCAAGACCGGACAAAUCUCGCACAUGUUGGGAAUGACGUUUUCACCUUGGACUUUCAAGGUUUUGUUACAUGUUGAAAAGUUUGAAAUGUAUAGAUGUUUAUAGUGUAUGUUCUGUACAGUUUUUGGUUGUUACAUUACUUUUACUUUUCUACUCAUGAAUUUAUGCACUCCUUGCAGAAUCUGCAAGAUGUGAAUCAUUUAAAAAAAGAGGGUCAUAAAAAUGCUUUUGUUUUGUUAGUUCUGCCAAGAUGAAGCUAUUUGACAAAUACUGCACAAAAUGAUAAAUGAAAACACAAAUUACCCUGUUCAAAAAGUUUACACACCCUUAAAGAAAUGGUUCACCCAAAAAUGAAACUUCUCUCAUCAUUUACUCAAUCACAUUCCGUCCCAGAUGUGUAUAACUUUCUUUCUUCUGCUGAUCACAAGUGAAGAUGCACUGCCUGGCCCAAAAAAAAGUUGCAUACUCUAAUAUUUCGUUGGACUGCCUUUAGCUUUGAUUACGGCACACAUUCGUCAUGGCAUUGUUUCGACAACCUUAUGCAACAUCACAACAUUUAUUUCCAUCCAGAGUUGCAUUACUUUUUGGACGAAAUCUUGUAUUGACCACGGAAGAGUCGAACCACUCCGUAAAGUCUUCUCCGGCACAUCCCAAAGACUUAAUGGGAUUAAGGUCAGGACUCUGUGGUGGCUAAUUCAUGUGUGAAAAUUAUUCCUCAUGCUCCCUGAACCACUCUUUCACAAUUUGAGCCAAAUUAAUCUUGGCAUUGCCAUCCUGGAAUAUGCCCAUGCUGUCAGGGAAGAAAAAAAUCCAUUGAUGGGAUAACCUGGCCGUUCAGUACAUUCAGGUUGUCAGCUGACUUCAUUUUAUUGCUGCAUAAUGUUGCUGAGCCUAGACCUGACCAAUAGAAGCAACCCCAGAUCAUCACACUGCGUUAAAUCCAAACUUUUUUUUUGGCCAGGCAGUGUAGUAGAAUGCUUUAAGCACACAAUUAAGUCAGGGGGUGUAUCAGAGACAGGCUGUGACUGGGACCAGUGCCACCAUACCUGGUCGUGCACUGGGAGGUCUCACAAGCUGCUCACCUUUAAAGCUGCUCUUCAGGGCAUUGGACGUCCUGAAGGUGGCACUGUCACUCUGACUAAAUCUUGUUUACCUCUUAAUAUAGAAAAAAUAUGGAGCUCUGUGCCUGAAGUACUGAAAGAAUUCCAAGACUUGAGAAUAAUAAUAAUGACCACAGAGACAGUAAUAUUGUUUAUGCCAUGAUGUUUCUUCAUUCAACAUACUGUAUGGCAACAUGGACACAGAUCUUCCUUAAGCCUGUUGAGACACUAUAUAAGCAAGCUCUAAAGGUAUUUAAUUUGAGUUUGCACAUAAAAAAAAACAGGUGCUUUAAAUGAUAUACAACUGGUACUUUUAAAAACAAUUUACAAAUGUAAAUGAAAUGGCCUUGAUGAUCAACACUCCUGUGGUCAUCUGGUUUUCCACACAAUUUUGCCAACUCCCAGUCUUGCCAUUGCAGCUUCCACUCUGAGGUGAGGACGGCUGUGAGCGUUCUGAUGUUGUUGAGAUCUCAACUAAAGGAAUGGUUCUCCAUCGCUGCCUGUUCUGAGCCCUCCGGUUCUGGUACGGAGGGUUCAGUAGAGGGGUUUGAGGGUUCCACUGCUCCUGAGCUGCAUAGACUUGCAACCUGCAAAGAACAUAACCCAUGACAUGUAGCAAGGUGUCAUUUUCAGAGCUUCCUUUAUUACAUUUAAAGCUGAAAUGAUACAUUCUAUUAAUAAAAAAAUGCA